Molecule: messenger RNA, 1115 nt
Organism: Coffea eugenioides
Lineage: Eukaryota; Viridiplantae; Streptophyta; Magnoliopsida; Gentianales; Rubiaceae
Product: protein-lysine methyltransferase METTL21D-like
Exons: 1
Coding region: 52-756 (234 amino acids)
Source: RefSeq, a predicted model, not a curated record
GCUCAUAGAUAACUUGGGUAACACUCAAUUUUAAUUCGAAGAGCACAAAAAAUGGGCAUAAGAGAAAUAGAAGUAGCUACUGGAAACAAGUUGCUCAUACACGAGUUGGAAGACGUCUGUGACUCGGUAACGGGACGUGCACUCACUGGGUCAUGGAUUUGGGACGCGGCUGUAGUGUUAUCCAAUUGGAUAUCAGCUCGAGCCCACCAACUCGACUACGAUUUGAGUGACAAAACUGUCCUCGAACUCGGUGCGGGAACGGGGCUUCCUGGAUUGACGGCAGCUCGGCUUGGCGCCAGCCGAGUCGUACUGACAGAUAUAAAGCCACUAAUUCCGUUAUUGGAGAAGAACGUGGAGGUCAAUGGACUUGGCGACCGAGUUCUGGCGUGUCAACUCGCUUGGGGAUCGGACGAGUUACCGAGUCAACUCAAUGAGGUAGGCCACGUCGACUUGGUGCUGCUGUCGGACGUGUUCUUCGAUGCUGCGGAAAUGGGUGGACUGGCCAAGACGCUGAAGAAAGUAUGUGGUAAGGAAACGACAGUGUGGGGAGCCACCGAGGUGAGGCCGUGGACGAGUGCAAGCUUAGGUGAGUUGGAGAGUGAAGGGUUUGGAAUCGUUGAGCUGUCGAGUCAACUCAGCGAUGGAUUGCAUGAAGAGGUGACAGGUGGCGAUCAGGAGGAGUUCUCUGUUUUCCAGCUGGUUCCAACCGGUCAAGAUUGCGAGCCUUUGGAAGCGUGGUCGCCAAUUGUCUAUUGAUCCAACCAAGCAAAAUAAAAAGGUUUAUCAUAAAGUUCCAAACAUAAAAGUGCAAGUUACAUCUUGACAAUUGCUGCUGCGAUGCUUGAAGACGAACAAAGUAAAAGACAUCAGACUUUUUGCUCAACUGGAGGGCAUUCAAAUAUUAAGACCAUUGUUUAUGAAAUGCUCAUUUAGGUCGAUAUCUCACCAAAAUAGAAUGAUAAGUAGAAUGAUUAACUCGUACGCUACUAAGUUAGUAUAAGACGAGAAAUAUUUGAAUUUUCAAUGUCUAAAUACACGUUUGUAAAGUAGUCUUUACUCAAGGUUGUACAGCUUGUUUUGAUAUCAAUAAUAAUAUUUCUAACGUUUUCGUUAAA